Messenger RNA from Amoebophrya sp. A120, 18661 nucleotides. NCBI's taxonomy places the organism in Eukaryota, Dinophyceae, Syndiniales, Amoebophryaceae. The record is from the annotation of a GenBank genome assembly.
UGCUAGUUAUCUACUCUUAUGAUCCUGUUUACUAUAUUUCUAGUUUUUUUCGGAGUCGGUAUUUAGCAAGUUAUGGUUGAUAUCCAUGCUCCAACUUUUUACCGGUUUCAAUGUGCGCAAGAAAUUGCACUGAAAAUAAGGGAAAGUGUGAUGUUAGACCGUAGUUGGCUUGUGACGGUACGAUCGCUCCAUGUAAAUUAUAAAGAAAAAGAUAAAGUAGAAAUUUGCCCGUCGCAGUUUGAAAGAAAAAGAAAAGUAAAAGCGCAGUUGUUUGAAAGAAAAAGAUAAGUAAAAGCUCCCCUGCAAUGAUGACAUAAUCGAAUGAGUCCGGGCGGUAGCACCAUGGUCGCACGAAAAGUGGGGGUUGGGCGGCAGUUGUUGAAUCUGUGGCGAUGUUUGCGGGAUAGCUAUCGGCAUCGCAAAUUCGUGGCGAAGAAAAGUCCGCUGGACAUCCCUGACGUGUUUGUCAAGUACGAAAGCCGAGAGCAGUUUCCGCAUGCUAUCUACCCAGCAAUAGAUACUAUAGUUGUCCAGCAGCACCCGGCGUUUUGUGGAUUUGCAGCAGCGCAAACCAUAUCAAGUGCAAAAAUGUCUGGGUCUGGAAGGUUGGAACUUGUGAUGCUAACUUUGGACUCUAAAAAAAACUGUAUUGCAUGGCCAGCAAUAGGAGCCCAGUUUGUGGUACGCGGGGAGGGCGUUUGUCAUGCGGGAUAGGCAUCAGGAAGGCCUCUAAAAAUAUUUGAUGCCAGAUCAUGCAUUACAGACAUCCAGCAGAGUCAUGGAAAAUAUGCAUGACAAACCUGGCAACCUUCCAGACCCAGACAUUUUUGCAUUCCAUAAACCAUCGCACUCGCCAUAAACUGCCAGACUUCCGCCAGAAAUUCCUCCGCGGCGUCGACUCCUCGUACUUCAACAACCUCGAGAGAGCAGACGUCUUCACCAGCAGAAGCAUUGAGCCCUCGAACUCGCAGUGUUGCCAGCAGUGCGAAGACUAGUGUAGACGUUCGGCCUUCAUCAGGACGAGGAGAAUUAUCCGCGGUGGAGAGUGGAAGUGGCGUGUCUCACUUCGAGUUUAAUCCGGAUAGAGAGGCCAAAGAUUUGAGCUACGUCUACAUGGAAGAAAAUCGGUCGGGGUUGGACUUUAUGCACUGCAAAAGAAUAAAGAUCAGUAACAGUAUCGCACAUAAAAAUUGUAUCCACCUAGUAGGGCACAACUGCAGCAAUAUGAUUGAUUGCACCAGCGGCAAAUGCUCAUGUGUAUGCCAUCAACUUGGAAUAAGAAAACUUCUAGUUCCACCGCAUGCUGAUCUGGUGUAGAGGGACGAGAUAAUUCGCCAAGCGCUGCAAUUUGUCUUGGAUGCACACGAAGUUGCGCGAUGCUUUUCCUUUUCCUUAUCCUUUUGCAGCGGAUAGAUAUCCUGAGACCGCCGCUCUUCGUUUCUGCAGCUUCUCCUUGUAAUUCUACUUCGGUAAGCGAAAGGAAUAAAGGCGAAAAAUGGCCAAGAUGGAGCGGGAGCCUUUCCGACGAUUAUAAUGGCAACGUGAUCAAAUACGUGAAGGUGGCGUCUUCAACGGAUAAGAGGGGGUUUCCGCCCGAUCAGAACGUUGGGGACACUGGUGCGCAACCUCCGGAAUUCGCGCACGCAGACAGGUCGUGCUUAAGAACAAAUACGAGCGAAAAAAAGGCAGGCCCGGACGACUUUGGGCAACAUGAUGACCCUAGUAGUGCAACACCUGUUGGUGGGAUUUGCGGAAAAACCAGUUGCAGCUCCUACGCCAACCUGUCCUGUUCUGGCUUUGACAUAGGACGAGUUCCCGCGUCAACAUCACCUCGCUCCUCAGUCGGAAAUGAUCUUCAAACUGGGGCGAUACGACCAAGUGCAGACGGUGAUGGUGUCAAAGGAGAACAUCAUCAAGCCCUCGACGCAACCUCAUCCAGCACGACCACUUCGGGCAAUUAUAAAAAGAUCCAAUAUGUCAGACCUGCGUGCGCGCGAACCGGGUUCCAGCUUUCUCCCCAAUUUCGCUUUUAUGAUGUGUUUCAAGUCAACUUCCCGCCUGAUUUCUUUGUGCACUGUGGAUUCGCAAUCCUGGAUUACUUUCCGAACCAAGUAAAAUUUCGACUGCUCCAACAGCUCCUGAUGUACGACGGCGUCCCGCUGGUGUCUCUGCGCACGUAUUUCGAGACCCAGAUACGUUUGGCCACGGACCCUCAAUUUCACAGUCUAGACGACUGCAGCUGGUUCGGUAAAAACAAAGAAGACCAGCAUGAUCUCGCCGAGCCGCUGCAAAAUAAAACGUCUGAAGAUCAUGCCUCUCCAACGUUCUUAUCCCAACCCGCUGCGCGUCGACCUGAUGGAGUAGAUCGUAGUAGUACAAAGUGCGGUGCGAGCCAUGAGUAUCUGCUGCCCCCCGUGAAACGCACGGAGUACAUAAGCGGGGAUAGUCUAUCUUUGGACGAGUUCCGCAGAAACGUUUUGGAAAAGCUAGGCGUAAGACGACCAGGUCGUGGCACAGGCUCUCGCUAUCCACUCCAAAUAUAUCUCCCGUCGGACACGACAGAUUAUGCUGAAAUUCGCACUGAUUUGUACAAAUAUCGAAUGAUUUGGAUCUAGAAACCUCGAACAGCAGGCUGUACAGGCAGGUGAGGGAAACAAGCGUAGUUUUGCGGUCGUGCUGGCAGGGGCGGGCAGUUCUUGCUCUGUGUCUUAUCCAUCCUAAGGCAAAUUGCGCAUGAAUCUAUCCGCCGCGAGUGCAAUCCUUCGCGAAACUACGAAUUGCCUGAUCAUGUUUCUCUCAUGCAUAUACAUUCGCAUUCUAAACAGGACGGAGGUCCUUAAUAUAACAACCCCUGCCAUUGAGGUAGGGGGGGCCCGCUGAGCAGCUCACUAUCACAACAGCGACCCUCUGACGAUAGUCGAGAGUAGAAAAUGCAACCUUUUUGAGCACUCUAACUACAUAGCGAGAUCUGAAAGACCAAAGCACAAGAGCAAAAAGCUGCAAGAUGAAAAAAUAAAAAGUUCAGCCUAAACCUCGCCGAAAGCCCUAGACGAAAGAUUUGCACUCAGAUACUUUUUUACGUACUUGCACCCUCUUAGAGCUGACUUCUCUUUACUGUAGACGCCUCUGCCUCACAUCGCUUAAACACACUGCUGUUUUCUCGCAUCAACAAAAACGCAAAGACAUCAAAAUCAUGAGCAAGCCGAGCAAAAAAGGGAAAGGCAAGAAAGCCAAGAACGGCGGGAAGGCCGACCAGCCUGCCGCUUCCGCGACCCCGACCAAGGCCUUCACCCGCGCGCAAUACGACAUUGCGGUCUUGAAAGCUCGCAACAUUGUGUCCAUCCACGGAGUGGAGUGGCUGCCUCUCGCUGAGUGGAAGGAGGCAAGAGCCGAGGAGGAGAAACAGGCUGCUGAGCAAGCCUCGACUGGCGCGGCCGCCAGUAGUAGUAGCGCAGCACAGGCGGUGGCGCGACCGCCUUUCUCCCCGGGACACAAGACGAACUCGACCUCCACUGCCAUCAUCAAAAUUUCGCAGAUGAGGUUUCCGGAAAUAGUGGACAAGUGGAAGGAGAAGUUCAUCGAAGCCGUCGGCGACGCAGUUUCGCACGCCAAAGUAAUAGAGGGCGAAAACGUGCAGGAGCUGCACGAGGACGACGACGGUAAGCUGCAGCUAGUCGAUUUAAUGGACGAGUACGGCGAUGAAGACGAGAAAAAGAGCGACCGGCUAGCGGAGGAGAUGGCGCAAGCCGUCCGCCGCAUCGAGCCGGACUUUAUCGCCAACGUCGCAGUCUUCAAGUCCGGGCGGAUCGAGGUGAUGUUGAAGCCCAAUAGUGAAACGAUGAAGCUGCGCAGUUUGGUGCAAAGCCGCAAGAGAAACGUCACAAAGCAGUACUUGACCUCCCUGCAGAUCAAGGAGCACAUCGUCCGCAACCCGAAGGACACGCUGAAAAAGGAGCGCAAAAUCAACAACCGGGCGGAAGCGGACGAGAAAAAAGCGAUGGAGGGGAUCGAAGAAGGCGAUGGAGAGGAAGAAGCUGAGGGUGAAAAAGCGGACCCGUCCGCAAAGCGGCUCAAGAACGAGUCGAAGGGAGAUGCGUCUCCCGAAAGCCCCAGCUUUACCGAAGCCGAGGAUCCCGAUGCAAAAGAGCAGAAAAACAAGAACAAACGGACCAGGAGCAAGAGUUCGAGCAAGAAAAAUAAGAAGGACAAGGCAGCCGGCGGUGGCAGCGGGACCACCACUACCACCACCGCGGGCGGCAGCACUAGUUCCAACACUACGAUAAAGGCGGAGGCGAAGCAGAAGAGGAUUAUCGCCGGCGGUUCGCGGCGAAGGUGAUCGGGAUCUGCUCUCGAUCGCCAGCACGUCUUCCUUCGCGAAACGUCUAUCCGAGGAGUGCACUCUAGAAAUUUAAGACGUCUACACGGGGUGAGUAGGCGGGGCGAAGGUUCUGUAACAAUCAUGGAGUAAAGCAACUUUUUUCAUCACCGGUCCCACCAGCAACUGCAACGAACAAGUUCGAACCAACAAGCGACACACACGACUACCUCAGGGCGGACCACUCGGGUCAGCCCUUGCAUUUUGCAACGCAAGAAAGUCGGCACUUUGCCGAUCUAACUUUGAAGACAGAUAGCGGGACGCACGGACAGUGGCGCACGCAAGAAUCGUGUGAGCACGACGCACAGAGGUGCGUCACAUAGGCAAUCGGCUCGCCAAUCCCUUUGUUCUUAUUGCAGGCAGAAUAUAACACUAUCGACGAAUGUAAGAUGAGCGUCCCCCCGGGCGCGGUUUAGAAGCAGGGCGCAGGCAAUUAUUGUGUUCGAUCGGGAAUCUGAAGCUAUUUUUCACAGUACUACCAACGACAGAAGAAGUUCUAUACUUUCGUUUGGUUUUCUUAAGCCACCGGAAACGGGGCAGAGAGAAGACUAAACAUUGAGCGGGCGGAGGGAAGAAUACUGAGCGACCGGCGGACGACGUCGAGCUGCUUCAGGCGGAGGGAGCAACUUUUUCCGGCUCGAGAAAAGUCAUCACCCGAUUGAGUUUUUUGGCUCGAGGAGCGCGGCUCAAGCGGGAUCUGGCUCAAGCGGAGCGGAAUAGCAACCCGACUCAAGAUGGACAAGCGACAAUCACCAAAAACAAACCACACACAAGCCGCGCAGUCAGCUUCCGCGCAGGGGGAGCUCCCCAGCAGCGGCAGCAGUGCCAAGGGCACCGGAUGGGAAGCUCCCGCCCGAGACUGGCGGACGACGGCGAAAACAAAAACAGGACGGCGAAUAAGAAUAGGCACGUUUAACGUUCGGACGCUUGGAAAACGCGACGAAGGUCGCGACGUUUGGUCGGUCCAGCUCUUGUCGCUCGUGGACGACGCGAAGCGGCAAGGGCUGGAUGUUGUUCUGUUGCAGGAAACAAAAAUCCGAGAAUGGCUAGUAGGCGAACUUUGGCCGGGCGGGUUUCGAGCGUAUGGUGGGGGGGCGGCGUCGAACUCAGGCGGAGUACCGGUAGGAGGCACCGUGAUCUUGAUCAGAUCAAGCAUCAAAGUGGAAGACGUCAGUGACAUACAGCAGGAGAGGUUGGUCCGGAUCUCGAUCCGGGCCGGUUUCGGGAAGAGAGUGCACAUCUACAGUGCAUACGCCCCCACCAACGCGGCGACAGCAGAAGUAAAACAGAACUACUACGACCUGGUGCGUGCGGAGAUGGCAAAACACAGCAAACACGACAUCACCAUUUACGGGGGGGACCACAACUGCGAGCUGGGAAGCCCAGAGACGGAGCUUGCGAGCGCAGGCCUAAGUUACGUGGUUGGAAGAUGUGGCCUCGCCAGUGGUUUUGCGAUCCGCUCGGACAACCGAGAAAGGCUGCACGCUUUGGCGGCAGCACGCCAGCUGGUCGACCUUUCGAGCCUUCAGCGGAAGAAAUGGAGCCAGCGGCACACCUUCGAAGGGGAGUGGAUGUCUGAGGGCGUGCGGAGGUUGCGCGAAUACGAUCGGUUCUUGGUCUCGUUCCGAGACAAGGGCCUUUUCGAAAAACUUCGCGUAAUACGGGGCACCGCAGUGCAGAGCGACCACUGCCUGGUGGUGGUGGAGAUGAAGAUGGGAGCAAUAAAGAAACCGGCGGUGAAGAAGAUCCCCCCCCAGAUCAUCAGGCGCAAGGAAAAGGCGCAAGAAGCAGACAAACUAUUAGCAGCAAAGUACACCCCGGAAGUAAUUGCGCAAAUAGACACGGGGGAAAAAAACGCGGCGGCCACCUGGUCGCAGUUUCAGAAAGACCUCUACACCACCCUCGACAAGCUGAACAACCUGACCCCGGCCGGGCCGCGCAAGCCGUGGAUCACGGCAGAGACCUGGGGUAAGAUAGAGGAAAGAAGAAAAGCAAAACAGCACAACAAGAAGGUGACCGGACUAACAAGGCAGAUAAGCAAGCUGGUGAAGCGCGACCGAAUAGCAUGGGUGGGUGACAAAAUCGAAACGCUUAGGCGGGCAGACGAAUGCGGCAACACAAAAAUGGUGUACGAGACAGUGCGCCAGCUAUCAGGGCGGGGAAGACAAAGACCGCAGGAGCUGCCCGGCCCCCCGGAAGCAUGGACGGAAUUCUGGGGGGGCGUUUUUGGGAAGGAAAGGCCAGCAGCACCACCAAGCGCCCAGCAGACGAAAACGUGGAAGAGAUGCGCAGCAGCACUAGAAGAAGACGAGCCAGCGGCAGCCUGGUGCGGAGGCUUGGAUGAAAUUCCGACCGAAGCAGAAGUUGUCGCCGCGCUCCGAGAGCUGAAGCGGGGCAAGGCCUUUGCAGGGCCAAUCCCGGCGGAAUUCGCGCGUGAAUGCCCGACGGCCCAGGCCGUACUAGUUUCCCUAGUGCGCCGAAUUUUCAGAGGGGACGACAUUCCCCCUGAAUGGGGCGAGGCGGUAGUGGCGAUGCUUCACAAGGACGGCGUGAAGCGGGACCCGAAGAACUACCGGCCGAUAGCACUCAUAACCCUGGGCGAAAAGUUGCUCGGCUUGGUGAUCCUGAGGCGGAUCGAAGACGAGGCCAACAAGCACAUGAGCCCAAAGCAAAAAGGCUGCCGCCGCGGGUUAUCCUGCCGGCACGCAGUCUUCCAGCUGCUGCGGGACAUCGAGAAAAACAACAGGGAGGGGCGCAGGGCGUACUACACGUUCAUAGACUUCCAGAAAGCUUUUGACAGCCUCGCGUGGUCGGUUUUGUUUCCGAUUUUGCGGAAGCAGGGCCUGCCAGAAAACGUCUGCAAAGUGGUGCAGGACAUGUACCAAAAAUGCGCGCAAGUAGUAAUACGCUUGGGCGACAACAAGAGCGCCCCGGCGUUCAAACAGAAGAGCGGGAUCAGGCAGGGGAGCGGCCUGAGCCCGCUCCUUUUUGCGCUCUGCCUGGACUGGGCGAUACGGCAAUUCGUCAAGACAAUGGCGGAAGAGCACGGGUGGACCGAAGACGAGGCAUGGGCGCACGCCCUGACUUGGUUGGGGUUCGUCGACGACCUCGUCGUUAAAGAGACCAGCAGGACGGCGGCGGAGUUUGCGCUCCGGGAAUUAGCGGCUGCGUGCCGCUUCGUCGGCCUGGAGCUGAACGUAAAAAAGACGAAGGCCAUGCCGGUCAACCCGGAAGUAGAGAAGCGACGAAACCCUGCGGCCCUGAUGGAGAGAAUAGUAGUAGACAAGGAAGAGGGGUGGCUGAUCGACUGGAGCGGCGCGGACUGGAGCGACGAGUGGAGUGCUGAAGUAAGGCAUUUACCAAGCCCGCGGGAUGAGUCCGGCGAUCUAGUUCCUACACAUUUCGUUGUGUGGGACGACCCUACCCUGGGUAUAGAAGUGGCAUCCUGCAAGCAAUCCGGGUGGGCGCGCACACACAGCGGGGAGAACAUAAGAACUCAGAGGCUGGGUCUGAAGAAGUUUGUUCUGGCCGAGAAGAACAAAUUUGUGUGCGCGCGCUGCGACGACGUCCUAGCGGACGAGACGGCGCUGCACUUCCACCAAGCCACGGGCUUCUGUCGCCCGGUGAAAACGCUGAAAGAACUCAGAACCCUGCGGGUCAGCCGCAUGGUGGAAGAGAAGAAGAAGCAAAAGGCGAAGACCCUGGCGCCGGAAGGCGUCCCCCCCUUCGAGUAUGAUGGGGGGGCGAUCGAGAUAGUAGGCUGCUUCAAGUACCUGGGCACCGAAGUGGGACGGGACGGCAGCACAGAGGGGGAAACGGCGCGGCGGUGUGUGAUCGCCGCCGGGGCCGUUCAGCAACUCGCCCCCGUGUGGCGAGACAGUUCGCUGCCGGUGGAACUGCAAUCCGACUUAUACCGGGCACUGAGCGUGAGCGUAGCGUUGUACAACGCAGAGACAUGGACCACCACAACAGCACAGGGCAGUAUCCUGCGGCGGUUCCAAGACUCCGCUCUUCGCGAAAUUCUGGGGGGCCACUUCCGAAACGAGGGGAGAAGCAGGGCCGAGCUCUGUGAGGAGCUCGGGGUGCAGCACAUUGAGGACGAGGUCCGCGCGAAAAGGGUCGCGUGGAUCGCCCACGCCUGUCGGGGAGACGAAAACGAAGGAUCUUUUGCGCGCGUCGAGGCUGAGAUCAAGAACAGAACUCCCUGGGGGAGACAAGCGCAAGAAGACCUUGACUACUACGCCAUACCACUGGAAGUAAUCAAAGAAACCAAACCGACGGGCAUCGCAAUCCGGGCCACAAUAAACACCGCCAAGCGGGUAAAGGCAGUAAAGAAGCAAAAGGGCGCAAAAGCAGGCGCGCAAAAAAGCAAGAAGCGGACAGCGAUGGAAGAAGAGAGGCGAAGAAGACUAGAACAGCAGCGGGAGGAACAAGAAGCAAAGAACAGGAAAACGCUGCAGCGAAUCAACGGGAAGGUGUGGCAAAAAAGACCACGGCCCAAAUACAACUUCUUCGUCAAAACGGAAAGCGGCGAAGAGCUGCAGUUCAGGGCCAGUGGCUUCUUUUUCUGCGAGAACACGGGAAAGGAGGAGGCGAUGGUUUACGGCGUCACUUUCAAACAAGACAGCAGUACAAGAAUUUGGGUCGCCGAUGACCUACCCCCCGAUGAUGAGUAACGCCCGCCCGGGCACCAGAUAGUGUUAUGCUGCACAUCCGAAAGUAGAACUACAGAAAGUCUACAAAAACAAUAGCCGGAUUAAGCAGUCAGUCAGUCAGUCAGUCAAACAGGACGGAGACGAUAUCGCUCAUUCUGCCUUUCAUUUCUAAAAUCGGCACCACAAUAAGUUUAUGCCACAGCUGACGGCUGAAGACGCUAAGGCCAAGGGUCUCAGACCCCACCACAGCACGCGUUUGCUCAAAAGCCUAAAGAGGACCGCCGGGAUUGGCCACGGCCUGAUAGAUAAGACAAAAAGAAAGCUUUUAGAAAGAAAAAGCGUUUAUGUGUUCUAUCGUCACUCGAGCUGAGAGCUCGCCUAUUUCGUUUUGAGGCAUCGCAAUAGAGUACUGCGAGUACAGAUUGACAUGAGGCUACAUUGAUAAUCGAUAUGCGUGCUUGGCCUUUCGCGGUUGCCAGUUCGUUAGCGCAGUUGCAGUCAAACAAUAACAAAAACAAGAAACAACAAACAGAUAACAACUUGGGGCAGAGGAAGGGGUGAGUUUGUAUGAUUUUGUAUGUAUAGAAAGUGUGUAAGUUCUACCACCCCGGAUGCCCCAAGAAAUCAAUGGUUGCGCGUUCUUUCUAAAAAAACGAAAUAGGCGAAGCUCUCUCUUUUUUCACAAGCGCAUAAAGAUAUCCAAUUGCUGCAAUGGUAAAAAAGAAAAAUCAAAUCAGGCACUGUAGUUAGGACAAUGAAUCAAACCAACGGGGAAGCGUGACUCUAAAAAAUGCAUUUUCCGGAACUUUUACAUCGUCGGGCAUUUUUUUUACAAAAGAGAUCCAAAAUAGGAGACCGAUAGUUCGAGCGAGAGCAUCUUCACACUAGUUUCUGCUCCCUUCUAUAGGAUUCUGGUGUUUAGGAGUUCUCGCUUAUGUUCGACUGCGCAAAAGGGCUUUUUCUUCCCCCUUAGAGGUCUCUAGAGUCACGCGCCACACAAAUACCAAACCCACGCCGCACUACCCAAAUAAGUUCUUUUUUUUUUUCAUAAGAAGAAGGAAGCAAAAAAAGAGAGUCAGUGUAGGAGAUAGGACAUAUACGCAGCUGAGAAAAGCGCAAGAAAAGUACAGAGCGCAUGCACGGGGGGAGAUUCUACAAUAUAAUAGAGAAGAAGAUGGAAACAAAACAAAAACGAAUGAUGAUGAAAAUGAAACUCAAAGCAAAAAUUUAUAGUGAGGCGCAGCUAUAGAAGGAAUAAGAAAAAACUCAACAAAAAGGCGAAACAUUCUGAAAGAAAAUUUUUACGAGGAUGACAACACUACUUCCGCCGCUGGACGAGGACGAGCCGAGCAACAGCGAGAGCGGGAGUCUAGCAGCAGCGAAGCAGGCGCUGGACAAGUACGAGAACACAAAAGGGCGGAAUCGGAAAAAAAAAAGCCGGAGGAAGAAGAAGGGCAAGCGCAGCGAUUCGUCUAGCGAUGACGACAAACAGGAGAACCAAGACAAGGCAGGAGAUAGCGACAUGGAGAGUGCUAUUGCUACGGGGGAGGACAAGCAGGGCUUGGACAAGAGCGGAGAGGUGCAGCAGGACCAGCAGGUGCUGAAAAGAAACGGACAACGCGGGAGACAAGACCGACCUGGUGCACAGUCAAAAUCGGAGAGAGACGACGCAACGGGGAAAACCACGAAGAAAGAAGAACACCGGGAAAAGCGUAGACGACAACGCGGCUACACCGAAACUAGACCCGGUAACUGGACUGCCACUGCCAUUGGAAAAUGGCAAUCAAGCUGCAGGGACAAGGACCUCAACCAGGACGAGGAAGUCGAAAAAGAUGCAUGAGGAGAGUCUUGUUUGUAAUGAAAUACCGAAUGAAGAUGAGGACUCAAAUAAGCACUACAAAGCGCAAGCACUGACACACGAAGAAGGCCUCCUGGAAGAUGUUGCUCUGCAGAAAAAAUUGACUUUGAUAGGACCAGGAAGGUGGCACUUGUGUGGUGGCUGCUUGCAUGCAACAAAGGCAUCCAGCUCGGCGGCCUAUCUUAAUCAUGUCAACAGAUGUAAGAAAGUUGCGCCUUCACAUAGAAGCACGACGAUUGAUAAUGUGAAGCCGAUGCAAGUUUUCGAAAUAACAGAGCUUGAUAGUGAUGAGCUACAAAAGCUAGAAGCUGAUGCUCUAACAGCCACGCAGACCUUCUGCGUUGAAGAAAAAAAGAAAAGUGCGCAGCUGACAUUUGUGAUGCCGAAUCAGAAACAGAUGCACCCGAUGCAAAAGAAUGAUCUAAAGCGAUACACAUGCUUGAUAUGUGGAACGACAGAAACAGACUCUCUGAAAGACAUAGACUCGCAUAGAACUGGUUGCCGGAGUGCCCAGAAUGUAAUGCGACCGCUGCUGCAGGAAGGAAAAUUUGUCUGGCAGUGCAGAACGUGCUCGGCGCAUGCAAUGGGAGAAGCAGGACAUCUAGCAAAGCACGCGAUGGACAAAAAAGCCAAGGAGGUGGAAUACCCUGGAGCAGAUAUGCAAGAAAUGCGAGAACAUUAUGUUCAGUGGGAGGAUGUAUUUCGCAUGUCUACAAAGCAACAUCCAAAGAAAUCAGUAUUAGAACCGCUAGUAGUUAGUACGUUCAACGUACAGGCGCUAACAGAACGGAGCCAAGUGAAAAGCUUCAUAUUGGAGAAGAUUCGUGAUAAAGAGCUUGGCGUCGAGUUUCUUGGUUUACAGGAGACUCAUCUCUCUGAUAUUGAAGAUGAUGACUUUAUCAAGGAAAUUUUGGAAGAAGGUUUUCGUGUUUUGAUAUGCAAGCAAAAAACUCGCUCUACUGAAAGAGGCUGCUCCGCGUCUCUGAUCAAGACAAGCAUCGACUUUUUAGGUAUUACUGGCUCAGACGAUGAAGAAGCUGUAGAAAUCUCAGGUGCGUUGUUACAGGUCGGAUCUUUUGGAUUCGAAGUGCAGAAUUUUUAUGCGCAACAUGAUGCCCUGCGUGCAAAGCACUUAAAUGAUGGCGCAGCAAUUAUGCUUGGAGAUUUGAAUGCAAGAAGUAGCGCAUGGGAUGCCAGCUGCGCAAUUGAAAAUCCAAGUGGGCGCAUAGUCAGAACGUGGCUAAAAGAGCGCGACCGAGGCGAUUUUAUGAAAAUCGCAAAUGACAGAGAAAUCUUUACAAGAACGACAAAGAACAAUGUGAACACCUCCCCAGACAUAAUUUUCUACAACGAAAAUCACUUCAAAUUAAAAAAAUUUGAAGUGAUUCAGACCACAACCUCGGACCAUAAUAUGGUGACUGCGCAACUGAACUUUAGUCAGGAGGUACAGGAAUCGGUGGCAGUGGACUACGACGGGGAGGAGGGAGAUGCAGGCAGUGACGAAGAGGAAAAAACUAAAUUUGAGCCCAGGUUUCAGUUUGAAGCAGGUGUACGAAUCGAAGAAAUGAAGUGGAUUGAAGAAUACAGUAAUAAUCUCUACAGUCGUACUCGAGAUAGUCGAUUUCUCAUGCAGGGUUGGUCUGAUUUGAAUGAAGAUGCUGCGCAGGAAGAGCUUAAACGCUUUAGAGAAAUGAUGUUUGCUGCUGCUAUGGAUGAGGUUCCGCAUACAAAUAAAGACAGGGCAAAACUUAGCCAGAAACAGAAAGGAACAAAAAUGCGGAAGACAGCAGGCGCAAGCACAUCAAAAGCACAAAAUAAGCAUGGCAAAUUUGUAAAGAAGAAACCUGAAGAAAGCUCAAAUUGCAUAGGUGCUGGAAUGGAGAGUGCGGAAGUCGAGGCUCCUUCUCGAUCUCGGAGCGAGACCGAUCAGCAACCAUCUUCGCAGCACCGCUUCCAGUUUAUGAGAAAACGCAAACGGCCAGAAGCUACAUCAACGACCAGCAUGAGUGUGGAAAAUAUGCAAGUUUUACCGGAGGAAGAGAAAUCAGCUCUCCUGGUAGGACAGGGAGAGGCUUACACACCUGGAGAACGGGCGGGACCAUCAUUGAAGGAUGAAGCUGCAAGUGACGAAGAGCAUGAUGAUAGUGCGGAUGUUGCUGCAAGUCCAGGAGCAGCAGGCAAGAGCAAGAAGAAAAAGAAGACCCGUACAAAACUUGAACGAACUCUACACGGACUACGAGCUAGCACUGCAGGACUACAAGAAAACGCAAGUGCUACACCUGACCGGCAAGAUCAACAGGGCUACUGGGCUAGAACAUCAUAUGAGCAGGACGGGCGACAACUCGGGGCUUCGCAGAUUUUUGGUGCUGGAGCAGCGGAAGCGAAAGCAGACGCAGAUGGAGGGGUAGAGCAGCGUGAUACUAUCCAGCGCGAAAGGGAAGCGGAUGGAGGGCAUCAACAAGGAGAGGCGGAUGUGCAGGACCAGCAAGCGCCGGAGGAUGAAGAUAUGAUGGAAAACGAGGACACAGGCAAGAACAAGGUCGAUAUGAAUGCAAUGGGACCCAGAGAAUUUUGGCAGAAUGUCAAUAAAAAACGCGGCAAAACAGGCUGGAGAGCAUCUGCAUUCCCCCGAGCAAUGGUCCGUCGAAAUAAACGACGUGCAUAUGUGCAGCGGAUAACAGGAAAAGAUCCUUUGACAAAUGAAAAAGCAAGCAAAAUCAUAAAAUCUCAAAAAAUAACUAACCCGCCGCUGCCCUCGGAAGUAACUACGGAUCGCCGCGAGAUAGUAAAUCUAUUUCAUAAGCUAUAUAAGGAGCGUCCAGCACAGGUAUAUAGGGAUGAAGAAUUAGAUUUAAGCAAGAUAACUAACGAAAAAAAGCUAGAAGAGAUAAAUAACGAUGUUCGUGCUGCUGCAAAGCAGCGAGCUAGCUCGGGCGUGUUCAGGGAACUAACUUAUUUAGAAUUUCGCGCAGCAGUAAAUAAACUAGAACGGGACAAGUCGCCAGGCUUCGACUAUCUACCGCGUGAACUAGUUAAAGGCUUAGACGGAAAAACUGAAGAGCUUUUGUAUAGGCUUUUCUAUGUUUUGAUUAAGUGCGACGCUUUUCCGGCGAUAGGUAACUGCGUUAACCUAGCUCCUGUGCAAAAAACAAAAGGUGCUCCGUACUGUGAACAGCUAUGCCGACCGGUGUCGUUGCUCAGCGUGUUCUCUAAACUAUAUGAAAUAAUUUUAGAUAGAAGAUUUUGUCUUUAUCUAGAAGGGUUCCGGUGGGCGGGCAGUAAGCUAGUUAACAAAGUAGAAGAAACUCUGCCAAAAAAUAGCCUUGCGCAUCGGCAAGGAUACAGCAAAGAAGAUUCAUGCGUAAGGUUGAUAGAUUUUCUGUUUGCAAAGUUCAAAAAAGACAUGGAAAGUGGAGGAAACUUUGAACGAGAUAAAUUUGUGGCGCUGUCGGAUAACACAGCGGGAUUUGAUGUAGUAGAUCGCUAUACGCUACUAAGAACAAAUUUGAUGCUCGGAAUUCCGCCUGACUUGUAUGGCGCAGUAGCGCAAUGGCUACGAGGGCGGACCAUCAAAAUACGAGAAGGAAGCCGCCGCUGGGCCCUUCUCCCUGGCAUGCCGCAAGGGUCUCCGCUUUCGGGAGGAGCCUGCAACAGCCAUCGCGUUUUGAUGUUGCGCCUGCUAGCCGUAGCAAACCCGGGCGGACUGGUAAUACAGUACUCGGACGACAACCUACUAGCAGGAUUCACAGAAGACCUGCACAACCUAAAAAAAGAGCUGGCGAAAAUCGCGCGGACCUUUUGCAUUUUUUUCGAGAACGACAAAAGUGAAGUGGUGAUAUACAAGCCGUAUUUCCAAGGCCAGAAAGUAAAGCCAGCGAGAAGCUUAGGCUUUUUGUAUGAUGGGGCGUGGGACUUUCAGAGUAUGCGUGGCAAAAUAGUAACGGACAUGGCACGAGAAGCCAAUGUGGUGCUGAGUUUGAAGUCCUUGCGAAUCAGCAAAAAAUGCGAUACUUUUGAAGCACUUUGUUUCUCAGCAUUAUCAAGCAAUGGCGCGCCAAUGUAUCCCUACUUUUCAAGAGACAACAAGAUAGGGCUUGAAAAAAUAGUUGCAACAAAGUUGAAGCAGAUGCUGAAUCUGCCAAAGCAAACGCCUUCAAGUGCGUUAUUUGAAUCAACAGGACUGCACCGACCCCACCUCAUGUUUUUGGUGGAAUGUUUAAUGCUAUUUUACAAAGGUGCUGCGAGAGGCAUAUGGCCACUAGAUGGCGAGACUCUUGAUGAAGGAGUUGAUUCGCAAUUAACAAAGGCGGAGCUAUUGAAUCCCCUUGCCGCAAUUCCCAUUAGAGAAAAAUGGACGAAAAUAAUGCGAACGAUUUCAGUGCAUCGCAUGGCAGACAUGCAUGAACAAAUGCGCAAACAGCCAUUGCAGAUAACGCGAAGGGAGUGGAAAGGUUGCAGACUAAAAGUCAAAACUAUGGACGACGUGGGGAGGGAGUUUGGAUAUGCUAAGCUUAGCGCCAUGCGCAACACGGCGGAGCUGUCAAGGGCGAGACUGCGAAUUGCCAUGCAGCAUGACCUGGAAAUCCGUGAAAAACUUCGAGACACCAGGAACAUCGUCAUUGCAGCAGACGGAUCUGUUUCAUCGCGAGAAAAUAUGGGAGGAUGUGGCGGCGCUACGUGGUGGCACAGUAAGGAGCUGGAUGCGGAAUACAUCGGCGAUCCCGUCAGAGACAUUCAGCCGCUUGAGCCUAUAAUCGUAUCCACAGCGGUAGUAACAAGUGGUAUGGAUGAUAUUUCUGUUGAUAGUUUUGAUGCUGAAACUUUUGCGCUGAAGAAACAGCUGCGAACCACCAGCGAGUUCGUGAAUGAAGUGGGCCUGUGGGGGAUUGAGAGUGUACUUGUGUAUGGAGACCCGAGCAGUGUGCUUGAAGCAUUAAAAAAUUAUAAUGACAAGUCCAGCUACCAGGUUUAUAUGAUAGAGCAAGAAUUGGAACUGCUCAGAGAUGUUUGUAUGCGAAAACAGCCAGGCACUGCGCUGGAACAGAUGGCAAACGGAAUUGAUCCGGAAAAGGAAACUUGUUUUGAAGCCACAUGGACCCCAGGCCACUGCCAAAAUUAUUUUAAUGACUGCUGCGACUAUCUAGCCUCGAGAGCGAGCCAUCGAAAAGCACAAAACUGCCAUGCGCCUAGGGCUUCAAGCUUCUUGCUUUGGAAAAAUCAUAUCCCCCUCCAUCUUGCGCCGCGUUCUCUUCUCUCGAGCCGCUAAAUGGUUUAGCCCGAAUGACAUCGACACUUGCGCCCCCUUCUUACUAAAACGCGCUCUCGCUCUGGGAGCUUUUCGACCAGGGGCAGGCAUGCUGCCAAGCAUAGUGACAGAGCAGUUGUAUUUUUACUUCUGGGCUGGUGUUUUCGUUUUCCCAGCAGGCUUUGGAGGAGCAGGAAACUAUAAGUACAAAAAAGGAAUUUUUCACCAAACCUGCAUGCUCUGCGGCAAAGAACAUUUUUGCCAUGCUACGCACCUGCUGUGCUCGUGUCAGGUAGUCCAGCAAAGUCGACAGGAGAUCUUCAGCCUGUCAGUACUACCAGAAUCGGAGGAGCGACAUGUACUGGGGCAACCACGAAAAGUUUUUCAGUUUCUUCUAAAAGCUGACGAGCAGAAGGAGUUCAUGAAGGCGUACACGCGGCAGGAUAUCACGAAGAGGAUAGAUAGAAUUGGAGAAAAAACUAAGAAACAGCCAAAACAAAAAGAAAAGCACGACAACUAUUACGAAAUGCUCCAGCCUGACUUUUUUAGUAUACGAGAAGAGUUCAGAUGUAUUGACGAGUAUCAGGGGCAAUUUCGAUAAAUGUACAGAAGCAAGUUGGUGAGCUGUCACAUGCAAAAAUUUAUAGUCGUCAUACUUUUUCUUGUUGUAUCAGGCAACAAGCAAUUGCGCGUAGCAGUCUUUUUAUGCCAAAUCUUUUUUAAAAAAAAGCAUACUUUUGCAACAGAGGGAUGGAGUAUGAGAAACGAAGCGCGCGCAUUCUCCGCUGCGUGUAGUUCUUGACGCGGGAAACUAGCACCGGGAGUAGUACAUGUACGGGGCAGGAAGAGAGCGCCUGCAACACCCGAGGGAUGAGCCGAGCAUCCCUAGUAGCUAGCAUGAGCACGGACAUGCGCUACAACAUGGAAGGCCCUAUGCGAAGUGAACGAUAAAGCUCUACACACAGAGGAGAAUUUGCGCAAAGUAGUUUUGGCUCCUUUUGCGAGAAUUGCGAUGCCACAGGAGCAAGUCACAGACACAAAGAAGUGCGACAAUUUUUGAAAGAGAUUGAAAAAACAUGUUUUCUGCAUGAAGAGAAACUUCUGAGCAAGGCAGAUGCACACAUGCUGAUUGGAAAUAUGAAAAAAUUUUGUGGAGCUCCUCUAUAAAAAAAUGGAAGCGCUGCGCUUUUGAGUUUUGAAAUAAGCAUGACACACAGAAGGGGGGAGGACUGUUCCGAAAUUAUUCAGACGCUAUUCCCAAGGGGAGAAAUGAAAUGGAGUGGGAUGCAAAAUGGCCGGCACGAAUAUUCAUCAAAACGAGAAGAACUCUUUGAACAGCGAGAGAUGAAAAAGUGGCGCCUUGAGGAUAAGCAAAAGGGACAGUAUGAGUUGAUUCAAUGUAGAAACUAAUAAAGAAAUAAAGAAGCGAGAACAAAAGUCAGAUGUUGUAGAAUCUCCCCUCGCUCUACCUAUCUGCUGCGCUGAUUCUCUCAAAAUAGCGCCUGGACUUAGAGCUACAACAUUGCGACGCGCCCAGCUAUGCAUGUCAUAGCAUCCCUCGAUCUAAAAGUUGCCUCUUGAAAGCUCAUAAGUAUGAGUGCUGUUUCCCGCUCGUUAGGAAUUACUAGAGGCGUGCGGGGCGGUUUUGUGGGCAUUAGGGACAGGUACAGAAACACCACCAAAGAUGGAAGAGCAGCGUAGCGCGAGCGAUGUUGCACUACUAUGGUUGUCGCCUCAUUUGCGCAGCAUACGAGCAGGCAGCCUGGUGGUGUGACUCACUGCCUACUGACCGAUGUGAACAACUGUAGCAUUGUCGCGAGGAGAAGGGGCGAGCAGUCUGGAGCCGCAAGGCGAAGGGGUCAGAUGGCAUUUACGAACCACGAAUAGAGAACCGCGAAGGAACAAGGACGACGAGCCAAGAUCAUUCCAUUUUCCGAUCUGAAGUUGUCUAUGUGCUAACUCGCUGUUUUUAGUUUGUGAUUUGUAUGUUAAAAAAAAAAAAAAUAAGUAUAUCCUAGUGUGCAUGGUCUUUUUUUUGGCAAAGCCGGAAGAUAUAUUUGGAAUUGAUAGUGCUACAACGACGAGCAGCGGUAUUAAAGCAGAAGAUGAGGACCCCUUUCUUGCGAUCGUUUCCUACUCCAGGACGGCGGUAGGACAAAAGCAUUUCUCAGGGGGACACGUCGCGCCAAUUGGCGGUUACGAUCCGGAGAAUGAUCGGGUUCUCAUCCUCGAAGUGAACGUCUGGAGGUACCCGUCUGUCUGGAUACCCACGGAACUUCUAUGGCGAGGCAUCCGCACCACCACUGCUGUAUGCAUUGCAAAAGUAUCGUACUCGUACAAAUGCAUUACAAAUUUCCUUAGCAUGACAAAUUGAGUUUGUCAUGCUGUUUUCGCGUAGGAAGGCGAAUUGUCAUGCAUAAUUGCGAUUACUACGAGUACGAUACUUUUGCACAGAAUAUGCUGUCGGAAUUUCUCGGGGGCUUCUUAAAGUCUAUUACGAAGUGGAUCCAGCACUGGGCGGGGGCUAG